Messenger RNA from Hemisphaericaspora subhashii, 2799 nucleotides. Its product is annotated as tetratricopeptide repeat-containing protein. The record is from RefSeq and is a predicted model, not a curated record. NCBI's taxonomy places the organism in Eukaryota, Fungi, Ascomycota, Pichiomycetes, Serinales, Debaryomycetaceae. Gene Ontology annotation, molecular function: protein binding. The transcript has a single exon. The coding region runs from base 1 to 2799 and encodes 932 amino acids.
AUGGAAGGAUUAAGGAAUGAGCUUUGUCAAUUAUUGUUAUUGGCGCCUCAUGAAACAUUUACUCCAGAUUCCGAUUCAUCUUCCCUGCAAUUAAUCCUGGAAAUCUUGAAAGGGGAAUAUUUUACCGUGAUAAAUCAAUUUCUUACCACCAACCAAGAAGCACAAGUGAUUCUUACAAAAUACCCUCAGACUAGUUUAUUAGAAGUCUUGGUCGAGUAUGUCGAUUUUAUAACUAGAUCAUCUCCUUCUCCAGAGGUCGCUUUACAACUAUUGGCAAUUUCAUGCCUUCAAUUGUUCACUCAAGCCAAUUUCACUGGCCCUCAAGCCUCUACCACGGCACAAUCUAUAUUGUUCCCUCAAGUUGAUCUGGAUAAAUUGCAAUUCGACGCAGUUGCAACUUUAAAUUUGGAAGGUCAACAAGCAUACGAUUUAAUGCAGGAACCUUUAUUCUUAAUCAUUUCAGAAUUGUUAUUUGAAAGAUUGAUUGAGACUCCAUUCCAAUAUAGUCUUUUCAAUCCUGAUAUUACCAAGCAUUCCGAUAAGGUGUUAGAAUAUUUUGGGGAAUUGGCCCAUAGAACUAACGGAGGUGCUGAGUACGUUUUGGCAUCGUUGUUUUGGUGGAAAGUUAGGGCUUUACAAAUCCAUCUGUCUGUACUUUCUGAUCCACCAAGUUUAAUACUGUCUAUUUCGGGAAUAUUAUUGAAUAACACAUUACCCAGUUCAUUAGCACCGUCGGGACAAGCAGAUCCAGAAACCCAGAGGUUGAUACAAGUGCAAUAUUUGUUAGAAGCCGCAAGAUUACAUAUCCAUUCUCAGACUGAACAUGGAGCAACUGGUCCCUUGACUAAGGCGAAGCAGAUUUCUCAAUUCAACUUUUUAUUAUCAGGUGCUAAAGCUAAAAGAACCAAGUUUCAACAAUUCCAUACCUCUACAUUGAUUGUGCUAGCCAAAAGUGGAAUUACUACUUCUUUGUACGACAAAUCUACCGGAGACGCGGGUGAAAAUCCUGAAGCCUUCGAAUUGAAUUCAGAUUUAUUAUUGGAAAAGCCACAUUUCGAAUCCUUGCAAGAUUUAGAGUUAGAAACUUUUCAACAAGACGCGAAAAGGAUCAAGUUUGACUCCUUUGGGUUGGAAGAUGAUGUCAAUCAAGAUGAAAAAUUAUUACCCAUUGCGAUUAAACAAACAGAUAUUCCAGACGAAUUACGUGAAUUAGAUCCAAACAAUCAACCUUCAUUAUCAAAUCUCGAUAACUUACAACUUUUAUUACGUCUCACGGUUCUCAAACAAACGUCUCCUGCUUCAGAUCCAUUAGUAGAAGAAGAAUUACAAGCAUUAGUAAGCAGGGUUCUCUACAAUAGUACCGAAGGAAAAGCCCCCAAUUGGACAAUCUUCUCCCGUGCACUCUGGGAACGUUCAUUAUUAGAAACCGGAAAAUCCCGUACUAUAGAACGUGGAAUUCUUCAAAUGACUUCGCUAGUUGAAGAAAUGGGUAUCAAGAUUAAAACUCGUUUGAUUCCGCAAGCAGCCACCGAGGAUCCUAACACAGUAACCGCACUGAGAAUCAGAUUCAUCCAUCAGUUACCAUUAUUACCCCAAUGGGCAAUGGACGCCCAAUUGGCCGAGAAAUAUAUGUCAUUAGGUGUGUUGAGGUCGGCAUUAGAGAUAUAUCAACGAUUGCAAAUGCAUUGUGAAGCAGCACUUUGUUAUGCAGCUGUAGAUAAUGAACUAGAAGCCGAGAAAGUCAUAUUAGGCAGAUUAGAGACUCACCCGCAUGAUGCAAGGGCAAUCUCAAUCUUGGGGGACAUAAAACAAGAUCCGGCAUUAUGGUUAAAAGCAUGGGAAAUUGGUAGAUAUGCUAAAGCAAAAUCCUCACUUGCUAAUUACUACUACAGUCCGCCAGCAAAUUCUGGAGUGACUAAGAAUAUUGAUUUGGCAAUUGAACAUAUGCAUGAUUGUCUUACUGCUAAUCCGUUAGUCUAUCAAAACUGGUAUUUCUACGGUUGUUGUGGACUUGAAUCCCAGCAAUUCGAACUUGCAAGUGAAGCUUUCACCCGUUGUAUUUCGUUAGAUGAAAGCAAUUCGUAUGCGUGGUCAAAUUUAGCAAGUGCAUUGUUGAAAUUAGAUAAGACAAAGCCAGCGUUCAAUGCAUUGAAGAAGGCGAUUAGAUGUGGUGGAGAGCUGAGAAAAUCAUGGAGAAUUUUUGAAAAUUAUAUGAUUGUGGCUGCAAAGCUUCAUGAAUGGAAUGAUGUUUUGAUCGCUGUACGGGAAUUGAUUGAGAUUAGAAAGCUGGAAGGUGAUACCGCUAUAGAUAUUCCAGUUAUUGAGAAAUUAGUCGAAAUAUUAGUUUCCACUGAAUUCCCAACUGAUGGAGAGACUAGAUUAACUCAUUACCAAAGAUCGUGUGUUGACUUAGUCUGUAAUAUCAUUCCUAAUGUCAUCACAUCAUCUACCAGAUGUUGGAGAAUUGUCGCUAGGGUUGAAUUAUGGCGUAAGAGACCUUGGGAUACUUUGGAAUGUCACGUAAAAGCCUACCGAGCAAUCAUAAGUAAUCCAAUGCUUGAAUCUGACGAAUCUGUUUGGAAUGAAGCGGUGGAUGCUUGUGCUGAUUUGGUUAGUGCAUAUGAAUCAUUGGGUGAGUUACCAGGGAAGCAUGAUGCUGGAGAUGUGGUUUGUCAAGAUUGGAAAUAUAAGGCUAGAAGUUCUGUUAGGACUUUGAUGUCAAAGGGUAAAGAUAUGUUUGAAGAUUCUACAGGAUGGGAUAGACUUGUAGAGAUGAAGCAAGAUUUAAGUAAUAAUUAA